GCUCCCUCUCUCUCUCUUCUUCUCUCUGUAUAAAGAGAUGAGCGGGGGAAGAAGGAACAGAGUGCGACAGUGUCUAUAUUAGCGUUUAGCUCACAACACACACCUUCCACAACAGACAGAACCGUCGGAAAGAAGGAACUGGCUAACGACCCCGCUGCCUUUUGCUUGAAUGUUUUAGUCUAAAUGGACGAACAGAGCGAAGGGGAGCAUGUGCUUACGGGUCUAGAUGAGGAGGCAUUAGUUGAUCACGGGAAGUCCAGCUUCACCACUCACACAAACUAUGAAACGGAAGAUUUGGAAAGCCACAGAGCGGUGUAUGUAGGCGUCCAUGUUCCUCUUGGCAGGGAGAGCAAACGUAGGCAUCGCCACCGAGGACACAAACACCACCGAAAGAAGAGAGAGAGAGACUCUGAGGAGGGGAAGGAAGAUGGCCGGGAAUCCCCCACUUAUGACACACCAUCCCAGCGGGUCCAGUUUAUCCUGGGAACAGAGGACGAUGACCUUGAGCACGUCCCCCAUGACCUCUUCACUGAGAUGGAUGAGCUCUCCUUCAGAGAUGGCAGUGCCACUGAGUGGAAGGAGACUGCCAGAUGGCUGAAGUUUGAAGAGGAUGUGGAAGACGGUGGGGAGAGGUGGAGUAAGCCCUACGUGGCUACGUUGUCUCUACACAGUUUAUUUGAACUACGAAGCUGCAUACUCAACGGCACAGUCAUGCUGGAUAUGAGGGCCAACAGUAUUGAGGAAAUUGCAGACAUGGUGAUAGACAGCAUGGUGGCUUCGGGCCAGCUGAAGGAGGAUUUGCGUGCCAAAGUACGGGAAGCCAUGCUGAAGAAACACCACCACCAGAAUGAGAGAAAGCUCAGCAAUCGCAUCCCUCUGGUGCGGUCCAUUGCUGACAUAGGCAAGAAACAUUCUGACCCACUCUUGCUUGAAAGAAACGGAGAGGGCCUGUCCUCUUCACGUCUCUCUCUCCACAAGCCAGGGGCAACCUCCUCUGUCUCCAACCUCUCCCAGAGACGAGAGUCCAGAGUCUCCAUCCUGCUCAACCAUCUCCUGCCCUCUUCUUCCAACAGUGGGCCCUCCCCAGGCCCCUCGUUCCUCAGCACCCCUCAAAAUAGUCCCGCUUUCCAUCGGUCAUCCUCCCAAAGUCCACCUCACACCCACGGUGUAGGCCUUGGUCCUCAAGGCAUCCCAGAGGUGGUGGUAUCGCCUCCUGAGGAUGACGAUCCACCAAACUCUGCCGAAGAAGAAGACGCGCCAUCGCCACAGCUCAGACGGCGAGCAUCCUCGGCAUCCCAGGGCCUCGAGCUGCUGCCCUUAGAAGGACCACUGGUGUCUCCGAACUCUGUCCCAAACAACCUGGACGGCAACAAGACUGUGGAAAGAAGGCCGUCCAAAGUAGGGGUCAGUAGAGAAAGCAGCAGUGUCGACUUCAGCAAGGUGGACAUGAAUUUCAUGAAAAAGAUUCCUCCGGGUGCCGAGGCUUCCAACGUACUAGUGGGAGAAGUGGAUUUCCUGGAGAAGCCCAUAAUUGCCUUUGUUCGACUGUCCCCUGCAGUCCUUAUCACAGGCCUCACAGAGGUGCCUGUGCCCACAAGGUUUCUUUUCCUGCUUUUGGGUCCUCAUGGCAAAGGGCCUCAGUACCAUGAGAUUGGCAGAUCCAUGGCUACACUAAUGACAGAUGAGAUCUUCCAUGAUGUGGCAUACAAGGCCAAGGACCGAACAGAUCUCCUCUCGGGGAUUGAUGAGUUCCUCGAUCAGGUGACUGUCCUGCCUCCUGGAGAAUGGGACCCCACAAUCCGGAUUGAGCCCCCCAAGAAUGUCCCAUCUCAGAUGAAGAGGAAGAGACCGUCUCAGCCAAAUGGUACCGCGUCUCCGGCCGGAGAGCUGGAAAAGGAGGACGACCAUAACAUAGGGCCUGAGCUGCAGAGAACCGGGAGGAUAUUCGGAGGUCUGAUCCUAGAUGUCAAGCGGAAGUUUCCAUUCUACUGGAGCGACAUCAGGGACUCCUUCAGUCUGCAGUGUCUAGCCUCCAUCCUGUUCCUCUACUGUGCCUGCAUGUCCCCCGUCAUUACAUUUGGAGGUCUGCUCGGGGAGGCAACAAAAGGCAACAUAAGUGCCAUAGAGUCUCUAUUUGGGGCCUCACUGACGGGAGUGGCAUACUCCCUCUUUGCAGGCCAGCCCCUCACUAUUCUUGGCAGCACAGGCCCCGUUUUAGUGUUUGAGAAGAUCCUCUUCAAGUUCUGCAAUGACUACAGCCUGUCCUAUCUGUCACUGCGGACCAGCAUCGGUCUGUGGACGGCCUUCCUGUGUCUGGUCCUAGUGGCCACAGAUGCUAGCUCCCUUGUCUGCUACAUCACCCGUUUCACAGAGGAGGCCUUCGCUGCACUCAUCUGCAUCAUCUUCAUCUACGAGGCUCUGGAGAAGCUCUUUCACCUGGGAGAACUCUACCCGGUCAACACGCACAAUUAUUUGGACAACCUUACUCUGUAUUCGUGUCAGUGCUCUCCUCCAGCCAAUGUCUCUGAUAAGCUCGUGCAGGAGUGGAACCAGACGGGAUACAGCCCCGACUCCAUCUCCUGGAGCAGCCUCAAUGUUUCGAUGUGUAAGAAACUCCACGGGGAGUUUCUGGGUCCUGCCUGCAGCCAACAUGGUCCCUAUAUUCCAGAUGUUCUCUUCUGGUCCAUCAUCCUCUUCUUCACCACCUUCUUCCUCUCCUCCUUCCUCAAGCAGUUCAAGACUGAGAGAUAUUUUCCCACCAAGGUCCGAUCCACCAUCAGUGAUUUCGCUGUGUUUAUAACCAUCAUGAUCAUGGUGGCGGUGGACUAUCUGAUGGGGAUCCCCUCCCCCAAACUGAAUGUCCCUGAUCGCUUUGAGCCGACUUCAAAGAAUCGAGGCUGGCUGAUGGACCCAUUAGGAGGAAAUCCCUGGUGGACCCUGCUGGUGGCGGCACUUCCUGCCCUGCUUUGCACCAUCCUCAUCUUCAUGGACCAGCAGAUCACAGCAGUCAUCAUCAACCGCAAGGAGCACAAGCUCAAGAAAGGUUGUGGCUAUCACCUGGACUUGCUGAUAGUGGCGAUCAUGCUGGGUGUGUGUUCCAUCAUGGGCCUGCCAUGGUUCGUGGCUGCGACCGUCCUUUCCAUCUCCCAUGUUAACAGCCUGAAGGUGGAGUCUGGCUGCUCCGCCCCGGGAGAACAGCCCAAGUUCCUGGGCAUCCGGGAGCAGCGGGUCACUGGAUUCAUGAUCUUUGUCCUCAUGGGUUGCUCUGUCUUCAUGACGUCAGUCCUCAAGUUUAUUCCUAUGCCAGUCCUGUACGGAGUCUUUCUCUACAUGGGUGUCUCCUCCCUCAAAGGCAUUCAAUUCUUUGACAGAAUCAAGCUGUUCGGCAUGCCCGCCAAGCACCAGCCUGAUCUCAUCUAUCUGCGCUACGUGCCGCUGUGGAAGGUCCACAUCUUCACUCUGGUGCAGCUCACCUGUUUGGUGCUGCUGUGGGUUAUCAAGGCCUCUGCAGCAGCUGUUGUGUUCCCCAUGAUGGUUCUGGCGCUGGUCUUUAUCCGAAAGCUUCUCGACUUUUUCUUCACCAAGAGAGAGCUGAGCUGGUUGGAUGACUUGAUACCGGAGAGCAAGAAGAAGAAAGAGGAUGACAAGAAAAAGAAAGCACGUGAAAAGCUAGAAGCAGAGUCCAGACUGCACGAAGAAGAAGAGGAGGAGGUAGGACUGAAGGUCGGCUUUGAAGGCUCGAACCUGCUCAACAUCCCAGUGAAAACACUUUCAGGGAGCUCUGAUUCUGAUCCCUUGGUUGUAAAUAUCUCUGAUGAAAUGGCCAAAACCGCAGCGUGGAAAGCAGUGAACUCGAGCGCAGAGUCAUGUGCCCAACCUGUGAAGCGUAGUCGAAGCCAGGAAAAGGUGGCCUGUGUUAGAGUCGACGUCAGCCUGGAUGCUCCAGGAGGGGGUUCCACCGCCGAGACCUUCCUGUGAUAAAGCGAGGCCCUCCCCAUGCUCCUGCCACCUUCUCCUCCCGCACAACACUUUACCCCGCUGACGGGCACCAUUUUAGCGGCAAAAGGGGGCAUAGGACUGGAGCAGCACAACCUGCCCGCAGUGUUGCCUUCUUCGGGGCAGCAGGCGAGCUCCCACAGGGCUGCGAGUCCUACUCCACUCGAGUCUUGAAGAGUGCAGCACAUGUCCAAAUGGCUGCCAUGACGUACUGUAGAGAGCACAUUGUCCAAGGAAUGAAAGGUUUCUGCUGUUACUGCCCACCGACACUCACUGUUUCACUCUCGAUCUAGCAAUUUGUCAACCAUUAAAACCACAGAUGCCAAAGGAACAGGCCUCACUGGUGGAGAUUUUGGACUGUGCGAAGUGAAUUUAGCUUUUAACCCACUGUACAUUUUAAUUUCAGUUUACUUUUAUUGUUUUAGCUGGUCUCAGUACUGUACAUCUUUGUUUCCAUGUGUUUUUUAGGUCGGUAUUCAGACCUCUCACCUGACUACACCAGCUUCAAAAACUCAUUUGAUUAAAGCCAUUCAGGUACUGUCAGUGGCAGCUGAUUAUAUAUCAUAAUUAGUCUGACACAGUAAAUGACACAAACCAAAACAGAGGUAGAUUCAGAUACUACUACCACGCCACACUACUACUCCUACAUAGAUCUUCUGUCGAAUUAGCUCAUGAAUCAUCUCUGCUGUCUGCAGGGGAACACUCAGUAUUGAUAUUGCUGCUCAUAAGUUGGUCAGUUGUUUUCACUGUAAACCUCACUGUUCAUAUUGUAUGUGAUAUAAAACUAUAAUUAUAUCUGUCUGUAUGUAUGUAUGUAUGUAUACUGUGUUCUUUUCAUUUGUAACAUUAUAGGAUACCUACUUCAGAGGCCAUAUGAAGUCUGUACUGUACAGUAAGCACUUUGCCAGUAUAGUUUCUUACCUAAAAUGGAUGAUAGCGUAUUAAUAAAAAGGUUAUGUCUCCUCCCACCAUAUCUAUAACGCUGUUGUUCAAAUGUCAGUUAAACAACUCAGGAAUCUUGAAUGAUUUCUGACCGUGGUCACUUGAUAUUUUUGUCACCAGGCAGUGAUAAUUAACUGUCGGCUGUAUUCCUUUCAUCGCUGGUAUCACAACUAUUUUAAUAAAUGCUGUAAAUCAUAAAGUAUAGUAAGGUGCAAAAUAAAAAAAAGAAUAUUUGUGACCCCAGUUAACUGCACCUGUUUUUAUACUGUCUGUAUUGUUGUUGGUAAUGUGUGUACGUGUGUGUGCGUGCGUGUGUGUGUGUGGUGUAAAGAUAAAAUUGGUAUGUUAAGCAUUGCAAAUCAUUUUAUGCAAAAUAUUUCUACAGUAAAUGUAAAAACUAUUCUAUUCUAUGAAGUUGUUUUUAUUUUGCUAAGUGCAGUUCUGUUUUAGCAAUAAGUAUCCCAUACUGUGCAAUGUAUGGACUCAUGAACCUAGCUAAUAUUCAGGCAAAGACGACUUUGUGAAAUGAUUUUUAUUUUUUUUGUUUUUGUUUUCUCUCGUGUCCGUUUCAUCAGCUCUGUCUGUGUGUAGCUACAGUGACUAUACGGACAAUAGCUUACGUGCCUUGUCAAAGCUCUUUAUGUGCAAAGUCUUGUACUGAUAAUUUAAGUGUUCAGAACAUAUGUACAGGUGUACACACACACACACGGUGGCACACAAAUGCCAAAGACGGACCAUCAUUACUUUACAGAAGUGAACCAGUACGCGGCUCAUCUGCAGAGGCUUCUGUAUGUCGUAGAGUUAUCCCACGUCUGUGUGAAGGUCGUGGCGCUCAGUUUAUAUUCCAUUCGCAAAUGUAACUCUGGAUACUGUUUCUGUUCGUGUGUGUUCUGCUGUCACAGCUGUAGUAUUUGCUCACGACAUAACAGCUCUGUAAUCUAUGGUCUUUGAACACUGAAUGUCAAAUUAUUGUACGGUCAACAUCAAAGAUGUCAGAAACAUUUUGCCAAAUUUACAUUUACUAAACAGAAAAAUCUUACAAUUUGAAUUCAUUUACAAAUACUUUACGAGUUACUUCCCUGCACAGAUGUUUGAUAUACAGAUGAGAGUUCAGGUGCAUCGUCACAAUAAACUGAACAUCUUCUGUCACAAUUUAUUUUGAUGGAGAAUACCCUAUUUUCACAUAACAUCAGUUCAAUAUAAGUAUAUAUAUAUACGUGCGUGUGUGUGUUUUAAGAGGUGGAUAAACUAUCAACAACAAAAAGGUGGAGAUUUUAUCCUCCGUCGUCACUCCAACGUCACUAAGUAAAAAUGCAUUGUUCUGAUGUACAGACACAAAACAUCAGUGAAGCACACUGCUGCCUGUUGUUAGCUUGAAAGAUGACUCCUUUGUCAUUGCCGAUUGAUGCAAAGCAAUAAAAGUGAAUACAUGGUGA
This is a messenger RNA of Larimichthys crocea (large yellow croaker), 6374 nucleotides long. Its product is annotated as sodium bicarbonate cotransporter 3. The coding region runs from base 184 to 3978 and encodes 1264 amino acids. The transcript has 26 exons. Gene Ontology annotation, biological process: monoatomic anion transport; regulation of intracellular pH; bicarbonate transport. Lineage: Eukaryota; Metazoa; Chordata; Actinopteri; Sciaenidae. The record is from RefSeq and is a predicted model, not a curated record. Gene Ontology annotation, molecular function: monoatomic anion transmembrane transporter activity; sodium:bicarbonate symporter activity; solute:inorganic anion antiporter activity. Gene Ontology annotation, cellular component: apical plasma membrane; basolateral plasma membrane; plasma membrane.